Messenger RNA from Ustilaginoidea virens, 2352 nucleotides. RefSeq lists its product as uncharacterized. Gene Ontology annotation, molecular function: ATP binding; protein serine/threonine kinase activity. Gene Ontology annotation, biological process: protein phosphorylation; intracellular signal transduction. The transcript has 2 exons. The record is from RefSeq and is a predicted model, not a curated record. Gene Ontology annotation, cellular component: cytoplasm; nucleus. NCBI's taxonomy places the organism in Eukaryota, Fungi, Ascomycota, Sordariomycetes, Hypocreales, Clavicipitaceae. Bases 1 to 2352 code for a protein of 783 amino acids.
AUGACAGCGGCCGCAGAUUUGACGCACCCAGGAGUCUCUCAAAGCCAGGUGGCUCUUGAGGAUCGGUUCGAGGUCAUCAAGGAGAUUGGAGACGGGAGCUUCGGAAGCGUCGUGCUGGCCCGCGUCAGGACCGCCGGGGCCAAUGUAGCUCGUCGCGGUUCAGUGAUCGCCAUCAAGUCCAUGAAAAAGACGUUUGACUCGCUGGCCCCGUGCUUGGAUAUCCGAGAGGUGGUUUUCCUCAAAACUAUACCCAACCAUCCCCAUCUUGUCCCCGCUCUUGACAUCUUCCUGGAUCCUUGCAGCAAAAAGCUACACAUUUGCAUGGAGUACAUGGAAGGCAACCUGUAUCAGUUAAUGAAGGCUCGAGAUCACAAGUGCUUCGACAAUGCCAGCGUGAAAAGCAUCCUGUUUCAGAUCAUGUGCGGUCUGGAGCACAUGCACUCGCACAACUUCUUUCAUCGGGACAUCAAGCCGGAAAACAUUCUCGUCUCAACCUCUUCUCACUCCGAAUCCUCCCACUCUUUCCGCCGAUACUCAGCCCUGGUCAACCCCCCGUCAACCGUGCCGAGCUACACCGUCAAGCUUGCGGACUUCGGUCUCGCCCGGGAGACGCACUCGAAGCUGCCGUAUACCACCUACGUGUCGACCAGAUGGUAUCGCGCCCCCGAGGUUCUGCUGCGCGCCGGCGAGUACUCGGCACCCGUCGACAUCUGGGCCGUCGGCGCCAUGGCCGUCGAGGUAGCCACGCUCAAGCCGCUCUUCCCCGGAGGAAACGAGGUCGACCAGGUCUGGCGCGUGUGCGAAGUCAUGGGCAGCCCGGGCAACUGGUACAACAAGGCCGGGGCUCGCGUCGGCGGCGGCGACUGGCGAGAGGGAACCCGGCUCGCCAGCAACCUCGGCUUCUCGUUCCCCAAAAUGGCUCCCCACGCCAUCGACACCUUUCUCCAGGCGCCCCAGUGGCCAAAGCCGCUGAGCCACUUUGUCACAUGGUGCUUGAUGUGGGAUCCCAAGAACCGCCCCACGUCUUCGCAGGCUCUGAUGCACGAGUACUUCCACGACGCAGCCGACCCCACGCGGCCCAAGUCGUCCACCUCGUCGAGGAUCUUGGGGCGGAAGCAGUCGGAUCUCGGCCGUGGCGCCAAGGAGCCUGUCGGUGGCCAUCAUCAAAUCACGUCAAAGCCAUCCUGGUUCCGAAAGUCCCUCAUCGGCCGCAACGAUGCCCCUGAGCCUGUCGUCGCUCAAGCCCCGAGCAAGGACACGACCGCGACCGCCUCCCGACCCGCGCCCGCGCCAGCUGGCGCGACGACCGUUGACCUGGUCGGCGCCAAAGCGCGAUUUCCCGUCGCCAAGCGAAGUACCUGGACCAACGGGCUGCCCAACGCCGCUCCGAUGGCCAUCUUGCCCACCAUCCGACCAAUCUCUCCGCUGUCCGACACCGUCACCGCGCGUGCGAACAAUGGCCAGGGCGAAGGGAAGCUGGAAAAGACCAAGAAGCUUGGCCGCCAGCUUUCCGUCGCCUCCAGCACCAACAACUACGCCGACAUGCAUCGUCAGCAGGCCGAGCGUGCGCUGAACGGCGAGACAGGCCUCGCCUCGCCGCCGAGCGGGCAGAGGGAAAGCUUCUUCUCGCAUCUUCGGAAGCGGGCCCGUCGCUUCUCCGGACGCCACCAAACCCCCGUGUCCCCCUCGUCCGACGACAUGGAGGCUCAGAUCGGCUGCGGCCCGUGGGCAAGCAACAGGUCGUCCAUGGUUGUCGAGCAACAUGGCGGGCCCGUUCCGAAAGCAGAGGUGUACGAGUCCCUGGACAGAGCCCUGCGCGACGUCCAGGGGAGCAGCACCGACUCGCGCUCAGCGCUGCCGGCGAGCCAGCAGCUCGCCUCGACCAGCAAGCUGAAGAGGCACCACACCCUCCCCCAGCACCAAGCCAGAUCCGUCGACAACUUGAUAGGCGUCGCCCGGGCCGGUCCCCUCUCCACCCGCACGAGACGGGCGCAGGCGGCCCACGAUGUGCAGCAGUACGAGGUCCCCGACGAAGAGGAGGAGCUGCUCGACGAGGCUUUGACGUCGGCCCAGACGGCCAUGCGUCGUAUGCAAGGCUCGUCGUGGAAACCCCUGCGACAGUCCGUCAGCACCAUCGGCCUGCCGGACCCGCAGCCGUACCCGAGCCCCUCGCCCUCGGCCAGCGGGAGCCAAAGCAUGUUUGGGGAGGGCCAAGAAGCUCUGACCCCCAAGCCUUUGGAUCUUCACAAGAGAUCGGACAGCCAAUACAAGUGGCCCACGCCGCCGUACGAAGGGAGCGAAUGGGCCGCUUCAGCGUCAGCCAGCAUAUGGGCCGCGGGCAGCAGGUUUUAA